AGCCAGCCCCGGCGAGGCGAGCGGGACCUUACGGGUGGCAACGUUCAAGCCUUACCGAGUAGCAGCGGGUCCCACCCAGAGACUUCUCAACGCUCCCGGCCACCACUGCUCCUGGAGCUGCGCCCGACAUGAACCAGGCCCGCUGGACCGGGAAGAGAACCGACAUGCUCCCGGAGAUCGCAGCCGCCGUAGGUUUCCUCUCCAGCCUCCUGAGGACCCGGGGCUGCGUGAGCGAGCAGAGACUUAAGGUUUUCAGCGGGGCUCUCCAAGAGGCACUAACAGAGCACUACCAACAUCACUGGUUUCCUGAAAAGCCAUCCAAGGGCUCUGGCUACCGCUGCAUCCGCAUCAACCACAAGAUGGACCCCAUCAUCAGCAAGGUGGCCAGCCAGAUCGGACUCAGCCAGCCCCAGCUGCACCGGCUGCUGCCCAGUGAGCUGACCCUGUGGGUGGACCCCUACGAGGUGUCCUACCGCAUCGGGGAGGACGGCUCCAUCUGUGUCCUGUACGAGGAGGCUCCAGUGGCCACCUCCUACGGGCUCCUCACCUGCAAGAACCAAAUGAUGCUGGGCCGGAGCAGCCCACCAAAGAACUAUGUGAUGGCGGUCUCCAGUUAGAUCCCCGCUGCCCGGCCCUGGCGCUCUACUGUACUCAUUCUGCCAUGACAACAGGCCACUGCAUACCUCAACCUGGGGAACUCUAUUUUUAAAUGAAGAGUUAUUUAUAUAUAUAUUAUUUUUUUUUAAGAAAAGAGGAGAAAAACAAAAGAUUUUUUAAAGAAAAAAAUCCUUAAAGGGAGCUGCUUGGAAGUGGCCUCCCCAGGUGCCUUUGAAGAGAACUUUUGUGUACUUGAGUCUGGGAGCCAGUAUCUGCCUUUGGGAGGGGGAGUAGCUGGGGGGUGGACACAGCCAAGGUGAAGUGGGAGAGGGAGCAAGCAAGGGGAGCAACUGUGAAUGAGAGAGGUCAGGAUCUGCCUAGAUGGGAGAAGAGAGGCUCGGUUCAGAUGUCUCACUCACCCACCCAGGCCACUUGCAGACCUGGCCUGCUCUUACUCAGGGCCAUUCAAGCCUGGACUUAAAUAAUAGUAUGUUGCCUGUCUUCUCUUUUAUUUUUCCAAUGAGAUCCUGGGCAGAGAGUGAAAAGGCCUCUCCUUAUUCCUUCUGUCCGAAGCAGCUUUUCUGGAAGUCAUGACUUGUUUCUAAAUCUACCCUCAGGGGCGUGUAGAUGUUGCUUCCCAGCCUUGAGCCUAAAGCUUUUGUUUGUUUGUUUGGGGGUGGGGGUGAGAAGCAAGGCUGGGGUUGGAGGUUAUGGGGGGGGGGGGGGGCCAGAAGGGAAUGCUGCACAAAAUCUUUGCUUUGCUGUAUGCUGCUCUGCAUGUGAAUAAUUUGGGGGAUGAUUUGCAAUGGAAUUUUGGGACCCAAAGAGUAUCCUCUGGGGAUGUUUUUUGGCCCAAAUCCUUCUUUCUGGAACCACAUGAAAGUCCUGGUGCUGCUGCUAUUCCCCCUUUAAGAGGUGACUCCGAAGCUACAGGGGACUCCAGGUCCUGUACGACUGCCUUCUUUGCAAAAGCACAACAGUCUUUCUCUCUAACCCUCCCCUCCCUCGCCCCUUCUGGUUGGGUCAUGGAGCUACGCUAUUUUCUAGGACAAAAGUUCUCAGUCGCUGUGCAAUAUGGCCUCCUGGCUCCCAGGAGGGUCUGGAGGAGAACUGGCCCUCAGAGCCUCCUGGUGCCCCAGCUUUGGGAACCAUCUCUCCUGCUGUCCCCGGGACUUUGGCUGGCUGGUCUGCCUGGCAGGUAGUCCUUGGCUGAGGGGGAGAAUGCCUCAGGUUCGGCACGACUACUUGGUACUCCUGUGGGGCUGACACUAAACGCCAAACCGUGGGCACUGUUUUUCCUCCCUGGUGCUGAGAGCACCUGUGGAGGAGGUUGCUUUCUCUCAGCAUGAUCCAAAUUGGUCUGUAGACUUGUGCAAUAUUUACUGUUCUGGGUUAGAGAAAAAUGGAAAACUACACUGGGAAGAAAUGCCCUUCCUGCAGCUUCUCAGUGACAUUGAUGAGAGGUUCUCAAAAGGCCUCGAGUUCCCCAAACCGAAUCACCUUAAGAAGGACGUAGCUAGAGCAUCUGGUCUGCUUGGCUACUCUUCUGCUAUUGCCCUUUCGUGGCAAAUCUUCCUUUCCUACUGCCCCCACCUCCACACUCCCCUCCACGUUUGCGAGUCCCCUGUCCUGGAUUUCUGAACUACCCAGUUCUGACUCAAAAAGGUGCUAUUUACCAAACACUCUCUAGAGCCAUCCCGGCCAGUUCUGCCUCCUUUUCAAAUCUCCAGAUUCUGCGCUGCCUUCCCAGGCCCUGCUUCCAGUCCUUAUUGCUUUAAAGUUAACUUUGGGCCCACAGACCCGAGAGCUGAUUUUCUGGUCUAGGGGUUGAAAAAAGCUGUGAAUCCCUGCAGAUUGUGUUCUUGCCUCUUGUCUGCAAACAGGUCCCUGCCUUUGUAGAAGCAGCCUCAUGGUCUCGUGCUUAAUCUUUUCUCUCUUCUUUUCGAUGUUCACUUUAAAAACAACCGGGAACCACACAGCUGGACUGUUGAGCAGGCCUGUCUCUCUUAUUAAGUAAAAAUAAAUAAUGGUAGUAUGUUCGUAAGCUGUUCUGACAGAAAAGACAAAGGUUACUAAUUGUAUAAUAGUGUUUUUAUGUGGAAGAAUGUGCAGCUUUAUGGACAAAUGUACAUUUUUUUGUUACUUUAAUAAAAAUGUAGCUGAUGAAGCUAUGUGGUAUAGAGAAGGUAAAAUUCCCACAUCACUAAUUUGCAUUUCCCUCUCAGAAACAAA
Messenger RNA from Trichechus manatus latirostris (Florida manatee), 2829 nucleotides. It is a transcript of the gene BTG2, whose product is annotated as BTG anti-proliferation factor 2. NCBI's taxonomy places the organism in Eukaryota, Metazoa, Chordata, Mammalia, Sirenia, Trichechidae. Gene Ontology annotation, biological process: negative regulation of cell population proliferation; negative regulation of mitotic cell cycle. Gene Ontology annotation, cellular component: cytoplasm; nucleus. The transcript is spliced from 2 exons. The record is from RefSeq and is a predicted model, not a curated record. Bases 129 to 617 code for a protein of 162 amino acids.